Messenger RNA from Drosophila mauritiana, 7487 nucleotides. It is a transcript of the gene mim, whose product is annotated as protein MTSS 2. Gene Ontology annotation, cellular component: actin cytoskeleton; cytoplasmic side of plasma membrane. Lineage: Eukaryota; Metazoa; Arthropoda; Insecta; Diptera; Drosophilidae. The transcript has 16 exons. The record is from RefSeq and is a predicted model, not a curated record. Bases 907 to 6996 code for a protein of 2029 amino acids. Gene Ontology annotation, molecular function: phospholipid binding; actin binding. Gene Ontology annotation, biological process: plasma membrane organization; cell projection assembly.
CGGGCGAUGGUCACACUGACGCAGACACUCGACUCUCGAACGAAUCGGUCGCGGUUGUUUUACGGUUUUUUGUUUGUCUAUAGGAAAGCCCUUUCGCAGCGGAGGAAACCGAAAAUGCGCUCGGAAAGUCAGUCGUAGACGGGGCGAAAAUAGCGGUUGCAGCGGCAAACUUCUAACUGUUUUCUGACCGGGAAAGGAGUGCGCGAACCAAUUGGAAGUGGAGUUCGAAAUGCGAGCAUAGAAAAGUGUCCGAUUCGGUGCGAAAAUCCGCGAAUAAUUGUUUGCGAUUUCCCGAGGAAAACGGAAAAUUAAGCGUCUGUCUGCCAGUCCACUGUGUGCGUGUGUGUUCGUGUGUCUGUGAGUAUAUAACAUAACAGAAAACAAAACAACAACAACAGCAGCAGCAGCAACAACAAGGCAGUCAGGAUCAACGGUUCUGGGGUAGUUUGUUUGAGUUUGAACAAAGCAAAGAAAAGCAAACGCAAAAGCAAAGCACACGAAACUGGACGGGAGAAGGAGAGAGAGAAAGAGCAAAUAGAGGGGGAUAACGGGAGAAUACACCCCGCUCACACUCACGCCCGCUUCUAUCCUUUGUGUGCGCUUUUGCCGCCUGGAAAUGCAAUGCUAGAACAACAAAAACACCGCGACCGCAGGAGUGCAAACAACAACAGCAUCGCCUAAUUGGCUGCAGCAUCGUCGGCCGAAAAAUCAAGCAAACUGAAUCAAGUCUCCCUGCGUUACUUUCCAGUCGGAAGUGCACCAUCACAACACUCAACAUAAGGAAAUAAUGAGGAAAAUAAAUAAUCAAAAGUAAAAGUCACCCAAGUAAACUGAUACCGAGCGAUAUUGAACGACGAACGAAACCAAUCGAUAUCAUCCCUACCAAACCAGCUAACACUAAGAAUCAUGGAUCUAAGUCUGGAACGCGAUAGCUCCGCGCUGGGUAGUCUGUUUCAGCAGAUUAUCAAUGACAUGAAGAACACUUCGCCCCUGUGGGAGGAUUUUGUGGCUAAGGCCGGAAAACUGCACACUUGUUUGAGGGCCGCCAUCCAGGCAAUCGCCGCCUAUUUGGAUGCCUUCCAAAAGAUAGCCGAUGCGGCGACCAACUCAAGAGGCGCCUCCAAGGAGAUCGGCACCGCCCUGACCCGCGUUUGCCUCCGCCACAAGGCGGUUGAGACACGGCUGAAGACCUUCACCAGCGCCAUCAUGGAUUGCCUGGUGCAGCCGCUGCAGGAGAGGAUCGAGGACUGGAAGCGCACGGUGGCCACCAUCGACAAAGACCAUGCCAAAGAGUACAAGCGCUGUCGCAGUGAGCUGAAGAAGCGCUCCAGCGACACGCUGCGCCUGCAGAAGAAAGCGCGCAAGGGCCAGACGGACGGAUUGCAGUCCCUGAUGGACUCGCACAUGCAGGAUGUCACCCUGCGCCGGGCGGAACUGGAGGAAGUCGAGAAGAAAUCCUUGAGGGCGGCCAUGGUGGAGGAGCGUCUGCGCUACUGCAGCUUCGUCCACAUGCUACAGCCAGUGGUACACGAGGAGUGCGAGGUCAUGUCAGAGUUGGGUCACCUACAGGAAGCCAUGCAGUCAAUUGCCCUAGUAACCAAGGAGCCCAGUGUUCUGCCCCAGGCCUCCGAGGAGCUAAUCCACGACGCUAAGGCCAGCAUUAAUCUGUACCCGGAGUCCCCGGGUGGCGGUUCCGGCUCGCAGGGCGGCGGCUGCUCCAACUCGCUGGGAUCCCGAAAGAGCUCCGUCUGCUCCAUCAGCAGUAUGAACAGCAGCGGCUCGAGCAACUCGCCCGGCCACCACCACUAUCCGCGCUCCCUGUCGCAGACUUCGAAUGCAACGAACCAGACGGCAAAUGUCUCCACCUGGCCCCCACAUUCCCAGGAUGGCGUCGACACCCUGCCACCGACCGCUGACCGUCCGCACACGAUUUCGACGGCAUACGAAAAGGGUCACCAGCGUCCGCCGCUGACCGUCUACACGUUCCAAAACCCGGAGACCAUUCACGAGUCGGGCAGCUGCCUGAACAACGGAACCGCAGCCCCUAAUGGACAGCCGUUAUCCGGACAAGCCACUCCGGCCACCCAGAAAUCACCGGCUGCCUCACUUAGCCGGCCUCCCUUGCCAGUUCGCUGCUCGUCGUUGGAGCGACCCCUUUCGGCCCAGAGUAACCACCGCCAGGGUAGCGGGAAUAACCUGCUGCAGCGCCAGUGCCCCUCGCCGAUUCCGGCUCAUAUCACGAAAGAGCUGUCCGCAGCGCAUCAUGCACAGCAGCAGCAGCAGCAAAAUCAGCAGCCCCAGACGCCGCCCACCUAUGUGAACAUGUCGGAGCUGGCCACCAUGGCCGCUUUGAAGCAGACCAACCAGCAGCAGAAGCCCUCUACGCCGCCUCUGCAGCAGCAGAGCUCCAUUGACUCGACCAGCUCCCAGCAUUCCAACGACUCCACCGGCUCGCAUCAGCUCCUCCAGCAGCAGCAUCAUCAAUCGCAGCAGAAUCACCACUCAGCCACUGCCACACGCUCCCAUUCCAUAUCCUCGACGGCAUCGUCACUUCACUCGCAUCCGUCGAUCGACUCCACCGUCGCUUGCGGCUCGCUGGUGGGCCAGCACAACCACAGCACCAGCACCAACACGAACACCACCUCGCCGUCCAGUGGCAGCUCCACGCCACAGAACCAUUACUCGCCCCUGCUAACCAACUCCCCCACGUCCACUGCCGCAGGUACUCCCAGUGGCAGCAGCUUAGGUCCUGGGUCCGGUUUGGGAUUUGUCUACCAGGUCAGCUCCCCGACACCUCCCUCCAGCGAGGUGCUGAAGAUCACCGAGCAGGCCGCAGCAGGACAGGAUCAGGGUCCAGCCAACAGCGUAGCGGACGAGACGGAUGAGCGAUCAAGGGCCUCUGUCCUGCAGAAGGCUUCAAUGUUCGAAAAGGCGGCAGCAGCGGCAGCGGUCUCGCCUCCAGCUCCCAUUCAGAUUGCAUCCGGUUCCCCAGCUUCGGGAGGCGGAACUCGACGAUCCGAGGCGGAGCAGCAGGAAAUGGACAAGUCUUUCGAAGAUUCAAUACAAGCACUAAAUAAUUUAAUUGGCGAACUAGACUCGUUCCAACGCGAGAUCGAUGAGGGCAAGGUCAAGCCGCCGAGCAACAUAAUAAGCGGCAGCACCACCAGCAGCAACAACAACAAUACGACGACCAGCAGCAUCAGCAGCAGCGACAACAACAACCUGCCCGCCACCAGCAACAUCGAGCCCUGCGCCAUCAGCAAUCAGACGAACUCGAGCGGCUGUGGAACGGACAUAUCCGACACCACGUCCGACGAACUGGCCGGCGACGAUAUGGACGUCAGGCGGCGGGAUCGGGAUCGGGAUCGGGACCGGGAUCUGCUGGGCGCCAGCGAUUCGGAGCUGAGUCGCUGCUAUGUGAGCGAGACGAGUUCGCUGACCGGUGGCCUAACGGCCGGCGGCUACGAGAAUCCCACUUUCGCGCACUUCGCGGCCAAUGCGAAUCGGGAGGACGCUGUUUCGCUGGCCUCCGACAGCGUUUGUCUCGGCCAGCCGCGCCACGCCUAUGUGGAUACCUGCAGCGACAGCGGCAGUGCCGUGGUGGUAAUCUACGACCACCAGAUUCCCAACACGCCCGACAUUGAGUUUGUGAAGCAGAACUCGGAGAUUGUAGUGCUGCGGACCAAGGAUCCGCAGCCACACGCGCUGCAGCUGCACGAGAUGCGCGAGCUGCAGCAGUUGCCCGCCAAUUUGGCCGGUUCGCCGGACUCCUCGCCGGACUCUGCCGGUGGCCAGCCACCGCCAACAGCAACUGUGGCGCCCGCCAAGCAGCGACUCUCCUCGUUUCGCGCCACCAGUGAGCAGCAGUUGCAGCUCCUCGGACGCGGCAGCCCGCAAAGAGGUAAAACACCCAGUGAGCAGGCGGUACAGAGCAGGCCACAGGACCAGCAUUUUCCACAGACACAACAGCAGGAUAUAGAUGGCAGUAGCCCACCAGUAGAACUUGCAAGGCGCCAGCUGCCCCCCAAGCCCACCAGCUUGAGUAUUUUUAACGGCCCCGUGCCCACUGCGGGCGAUAGGCCUGUCGUGCCGCGAAAGUCGGACUUUAAGGCCGAUCUAGAUGCUAAAAUACGCAGGCAAAAGCUGAAGGUUAAACAGCAGUUGCAGCAGCAGCAGCAACAGCAGCAAGAAACGCAGCAGCAGCAGCAAGCACCACAAGAACAGCAACACUCACCACAGUCGCCCCAAACCAGAAACUGUAAUGUCACUAAUCAACAAGCCGCCAAUAUUACUGCAUCUGCAUCAGAAUCAGCAUCUGCAUUUGCAACCGCAACAGCAUCCACAGACCCGUACCCGAAUCCAAAUCAUAGAAUGCCAAACCAAAAUCAGACAGCCACAUCCAAUCACACGCAGUGCAAGACGCCCACAAUGGCAUUGUCACCGUCAUCACCUCGCGGCCAUUUGCCAUUAUCAUCGUCAUCGCUAUCGUCAUUACCAUUACCAGCCACCACUUCAUCACCAUCAAAUGCCCGGCCAUCGAUGUUGCCCGCCAGUGACCGACCACCCGCCCAUCCAUAUGUGUGCUCCAAUGCCCCAGCCAAUCCCCACCACGCCAAUAGCAUUUCCAAUGGCAAUGCCCAUCUCAAGCCGUGCAUUACGCCCCGGCCGGCUUCUUUGUCGGGAGGAGCAGCCGGCGGUGGCUCCACGCGCAUCGGGCGUCGCUCGUCCAUCAAUCAGGCCAAGCCACCGCCGCCAGUCAGACGCAGUUCGUCGGUGACCCCCAGUCCCAAUGCCUCGGUCGGGCUGCAGCAGCAACCACAGCACGCGACUCUGUCGCAGCAGAAUCACCAACUAAGCAGCUCCAGCGAGCACUUACCGCCGCCACCGCCAUUCAUGCUGGACGCCAUGCCCCAGAUUCCCAGCUCAGCGCUGAAGGUAUCGGAGACGGUAAGAGCCCUGGCAGCCAUGCGGCACCAGCCAGCAUCACCUGUGUCCCUCAGACGCAUGCAGCAGCAACAGCAGCAGCAGCAGCUUCAGCAGCAACAGGUGCAGCAGCAGCAACCCCUAUUGCAGUCUGCGCACAACUCCCCCCUCAAUGAGGACCUGACCGUAUACUACGACUCCUACUUGGAUCUGCACGCCUAUGCCCAGGCCUUGGCCAGCGGCCAACAGCCCGGCGGUCAGCAGAUGGCCAACCAGCAACGCUUUACCCACCAGCAGCAACACCAGCAUCUGCAUCAGCCACAGCCACAGCCACCGCCUGUCUACCAAGUCGAUGCCACGUUCCGCACCUCAUCACCAGCCGCGGGCGGAGGGGGUGGCGGCGGCAUAUACGCCCAGCCCAAACUGGUCAACAGCAUGUCCAGCUUCCGCACCAGCAGCCCCAGUCCCAACGGACAUGCUCACCCACUGCCACCGACACAGCCAAAGGCGAAUCCGAACCUAAUUGCACAGCUCAAUGCACGACUCAGCGGCAAACAGCAGCAGCAGCACGUCGAGGGGAUCUACGGCAACCAGCAGGCGCCCGGAGGAGAGUCGAUCUACAUGCGGAGUGGCCUGUCCAUGUCGCAGCCGCAACAGCAGCAACACUAUGACGGUAAAUCUGAACAAAUCCAGCUGCAGCACCAGCAACAGCAUAGAAUUUACGCUAGUUUCGGCACCUCAUCAUCAGCAAUGUCAUCGGCUCAUGCGGCCAACAGCAGCACUAAACCGUCCAUUCUAACACCGACCACCUCUUUCAAUGCAUUGCCUCACUUUCCCCUGUCUUCAUCCACAUCAUCGUUGCUCUCCAAAGUCAGCUCAUUCUCGAACUCUUCAUCCGCAUCCGCAUCCCCACCGACAACGGCAGCGGCUCCUGGCUCGGCCAACUCGCAUUAUCAGCCACCUCAGCCGCCGAAUGCAGCAGUUGCAAACAGCAAAGACAUGGCCAUCUACUCAAGUUCGUUUACCAAAAAUCCAGCAGCUGCGCAAUCGCCAAACAUGAGACAGGCUCAUUCCCAUCAGCACCACCAGCCGCCGCAGCAGCAGCACUACACCUGUCCGCCUCCUCUGGAGGAUCCCCCACCGCCGCCCAUUUACGCCGCCGGUGCAUCGGCCACGAUGCCAAAGAAGAUGGCCCGUCCGCCCACUGGCCAGAACGCGUCUCACUCGAGCGCCUAUGCAGCAGCCUCGUCCACGGCCACGCUGCCCAAGAAUAUGAUGCAGCAGCAGCAGCAGCAGCAGCGGUUGCAUCAGCAGUAUCAACAGCCGACAGGCAUGGGCAUUGGCAACGGCAAUGGGCACUUAGGUCAGCGUCCGCAGUUGCCGCUGCCCCAGCAGAAGCUUAGAGCUGCACAGCAGCAGCACUUGGCGGAGCAGCAGCAACAUCAGCUGCAGCAGCAGCAUCACCAACAACAGCAGCACCAGCAACACCAACAACACCAGCAACGCCAGCCGCCCAUUCCUUCACGCCACUCAAGUGUGCAGCAAAAGAUAUUCGUCUCCACGAAUCCAUUCAUACAGACAACGGCCGUCAAGUUUCACUCGCCCUCGGCCUCGCCCACAUGCGGCUCGCCCGUUACUGGGUCCUUGGCCAGCAUUUAUGCCACAACCUCGCGCGGCGGCCACCAUCACCAGCAGCAGCAGGCUCAGCAGCAGCAGCAGCACCACUAUCGCGAUGCUGCCGGGGGCAACAGCAACGGCGGCGCUGCCUACUAUAACCACAAUGCCCAUGCCCAUUCCCAGGCACAUCAUCCAAACUAUGCCACAAGCACAAAUAUCGAAAAGACUGGCAGUAUUCGGGCCAAGACCAAGGCCGAAUUCCUCGAGAAUCUCAACGCGAAGCUGGCGAAGCAGGGAAUGUCUGGACGAGCAUUUGCCGUGCGAAAUCUCAUCAACAGCAAGGCCCUGCCGGACCCUCGCAUCUGUCACGAAUCGCUGAUGGAUCAAAUCAAGCGCGGAGCCACCUUAAAGCGUAACCAGAAGAUCAACGAUCGCAGCGCUCCCAAGAUACAUUGAAUUAACCUAUAGGCUAAGCGAAGCAGCAUAUUUAUUACCAUUAUAAUUAAUCUAUGAAUAAUCAUGAGGCCCGACGCCUGCUCGAUUGCAGGGCUCUGCAGAGUUUGGUUUGAAACUGAAAACUCGAAACACAGCAUACAACUUAAAUACAUAUGAUUACGAUACACAAUAUAUUCGAUAUACGAUAUUUAACAGGAGCAUUAAGCUUAACUCGAACUAAUCAAUACCUUUCUUGAUUUCCUGUAUCCCAAAAAUGUGUCGAAAGGCUUUCUCUGUUAAGUGAAUACAAUAUGGAAGACAGUUAGCACUCGUAUGUUUAUUUAUAUCUGCAACUCGAAUUUAUCUUUAGAGAACUUCUGUUUGAAGAUAUUUUAUGUUUAUGUAUUUCCUGUAUUUAUAAUUUCCCUUGCUUAUUUAUGUACAUACAUAUUAAUAUGAGUUUAACAAACACUCGAAACUAAUCUGACGCCUAAUAAAUGGAAUUUAUCGUA